Messenger RNA from Porites lobata, 9566 nucleotides. The record is from the annotation of a GenBank genome assembly. NCBI's taxonomy places the organism in Eukaryota, Metazoa, Cnidaria, Anthozoa, Scleractinia, Poritidae.
AUGAAGAUGUUAGGCUCACAUAAGAACGUUGUAUCUAUGGUUGGAUGCUGCACGCAUGAAGAGAAAAUGUUCCUGGUCAUAGAAUACGUUCCGUGUGGUGACCUCUUGACGUGGCUUCGCCGCAGAAGAAAAAAGGUAAGAAAGUCAAGAAAAUCUCAUUGCAGCGUGUUCUCGUGUUCUGAAAGUGUAGACCACCAUUUUUUUAUGACUAUAUAGCUUCCAGCCCUAUCAUGUAUUGGAACUAUUGCAGAUUUACAUCUGCGAAGACGCCAAUUUUAUACCCGAUAAAGUCCUUGUUAUUGAAAUCAUGAGAAUUUUUUUAACUUUUGUUACAAAGAGAAAAUACUUUCCCCCGAGAUUACCCAGUGUAAGGGAAGAUGUUUUAACAUUAUCAUAUAUCUCACUGGCUUUUAUACAAGGUGCCUGCACUCACUCUAUAGACAGCCAAGUCCAAGGAGCAAGAACGCAUGCGCAUCCUCAUCACCCAUGAAACUCACUCCCCCCAAGCUCUGCUAGUAAUGUUACGAUUAUGAGUCAGCAUUUAUUUGGCUGUGUUAGCCUACAGGGAAAUUGCCUUGACUUUGAACUGCAUUCUGGCUUGAUAAUCUAUCAAAAAUCUCCCCUACCUACCCCCCUACUUUUGACACAAAAAAGCCAGCCACCCACCCCCUAUAAGGUCUGGGUCUAAGCUCUGUGAUAAGCUCUCUGGAUAUUUUUGGCUUCCCUGGCUUGAUGCCCGUGUUCAAGCGAAAACUUUGCGGUCACCUUUAAGCAAAGUCACACAGAUGUAUUGGUCUUUAUUUGUUCCGAAACUGAUAACGUUGCUUGCUGGAAGUCUAGAUCAACGAACUUAAAGCCUCCGAGAGAUCAUAUGCUGACAAAGAGGUUCUGAAAGAUCAGGGAGAGACCAUAGAUAAGGUAGGCUUGUUAACAAACUGUACUGAUUCAAUAUUUUAUCCAUUUUUGUUUGACCCUGAUAUUUUUUUCUAUUCUUCAAAGUCCCCAACCGUUUGUUGUUUGUUCUCUGUGUCUGGUUGACGGCUCAUUGUACGUAAUCAAAGACUUUAUUAAAGGCGCUUUCCAAAAGUCAGAAUUGGCCGGCCAGACCAUCAUCCGGCCGGCACCAGUCAUUUUGACAAUGAAAAAUGCUUUUUUGCAAGAGCUUUUGUUGAAACACCAUUUCCUUUGUGCCUGCUAUUUGGGGUCUGACUGAUAGUUUCGAUUGAAAGUGAAAUUCUCUUUAUGACUGGAAUGGUCUGGCCGGUCAGUUCUCACAAAUGGAAAGCGUCCUAAGACGAUAUUAAGACACUGAAAUUGUUUCCAUGCUUGUAAAAAUCACCAAAAAGUUAUCAUGUAUAAUGCCCUCUGAUAAAAUUUUUUUGAUGUCUUUUUUAUGGGGUGGUAUAAGACGGAAAGUGGAAAACUCUUUUAGGGUGGAUUGAAUGGUCUUUCCUUCUUCGUAGCAAAAACAAGCAGGCAAACUUUUGAAGAAAACGGCAAAGGAAGAGCAGGCUCAGGUCACCAUGGAAAUGAUCUCAUUGCGCCAGAGUGGCGACCCAGAGGACAUGGCGUCAGCCACUCACAGUCUCCCUGAUGUAAGAAUUUUAAUAAUCACACUCAAGCCACAAGCGGCCCUGUCUCCAUCCUUGGAGGCCUAGGUGCAGUCAGGUGGUUCGGGAAAAAACGUUUGAGCCCCUGGUUACCGACAUCUCACCAGACCAUUUUCAAACAAUCCAGCGAGUGCUGACUCCCGAUUGGGCACAAAAAAUGGUUUGUAUUAUUUUGCCCAAUGGGCGAACAAGGGCUUCUAUUUUCUUUUCGUGUGUUCGUACACGGCGGCUAUUAUCUCGCCAUACUUUCACCAAGGUUGCGCGUGCAAGGGGAAUCUUGGCUUUUCCCACCUUGCCCCUACCAGAAACGUAGGAACUACUGAUGAUUUGGGAAGACGUUUCAGAUGCUAUCAGCAGGACCUAGACCAUUCUGUCACAAGCAGGGUGCAAAGAAAGUCAGUUUUACAGCCUGCCAUUCGGGCAAGCUGUAGCUAGUAUGUACUAGCCCACAAGUCAUUUCAACUAGCCCCCAAACCCUUUUUGAUUAGCAAAACUGAUUACCAUUCUUCUGUAAUUUGAAUUUCCCCAAAAAACAGCACUUGCCCAUCGGGAAAAAACACUAGCCCGAUAGCAAAAUCCACUAGCCCCGGGCUAUCGGACACGACUUUCUUUGCACGCUGCACAAGAUAUAGUAAAUGAUAUUUACGAUGGCGUGAUCGAUAAGGAUCGAUGCAAGCUUGAAUACGUGUUGUAAGCUCAAGUUUAUGUUUUUGGAUAAGCAUCUCUUAAAUACCCUUUCAUAAGUUUCCAAAUUUAGUUUUCGGGUAGACAGUUGCAGUUUCUUUGAAUCCAUGAACGGGCUUUAUAUCGAACUGAAACUUUCCUGACAGCGUGUAUUUCUUUGGUGCAAGAGCCAAACAAGUAUCAUAAUGGCGAGACAAUAGCUGUCGUGUACGAACACACCAAAAGAACUCAGGAGAUGGUGUUUAUCGAUUGGGCACAAUAAUACAAAGCAUUCUUUGCACACAGUCAGCUUGACCGUUUGGAAAUAGUUUAGUAAGGGUCGGCACUCAGGGGUUCUUCCGCCCUUGCUUGAAAACUAUUUUUUGCUGCGCCUUUUCUCCCGACCCGACUGACUUCCUCUGGUUCUUCGAGGAUGCCUUGUCUCGCGAUACGAAGGGUGUAACAUGAUAUAUUUCAUUCCUAAGAGCAUUGGGCGAAGCGAAAGGUGACGUUUCAGUGACUGAAGAGAUAUCACGUAACAAAAGACUGUUGUUAUGGAAUUAAAUAUCGUGGUUUUUGAAGAAUGAUAAAUACAAUUUCCAUCUCAUUUCACUGGAACUUUUUAAAAUGAACAAAUUCACCUCCUUUCUGUCUUCUGUUAAUCGAAUUACAUAGUUUUAGCACAAGUACCCCGAAACUCAUGGGAGAUAAUUAUUAGUGCAUAAGAUUUUAUAGCAUGAUUUAAAUUGGAUUUUAAGCUGAGGGAACUAGCAAAUAAAACAAUAAGAAGAAAAAGGCAUUAGUCUGCCUAAACUUGUGUGAUAUUUUAAUUUUUAGUUACAGACAGUAGCUUCUAACGAUGUAAUGUUAUAAUUUUCUUACAUAUAAAUUAAUCGCCUUUUUUAAAAAUCAUUUAGCAAAGGUUCGCCUUUAAUAAUGAGGCUAUGGACGAUGAACAUUCUGCACACAAGGAGCAAGUGAACACUGCACAGCAAAGCGACAAAGAUGCCGUUAUUGAAGUGAUUCCCUCAACUUCCGCUACAAAUCGUGUAAGAAGUUUUAUAAUUAUUUACCACUACAAGUAAUGCGGGUAUGGGUAUGCGGGUACUUGGUGUACUUGGUGCAUUUGGUGCGUCAGGGUCAUGAAUCUCCCUACCCUGCAAUUCAUAGUUCCGGGUAGCCCUUGGGCAAGGCGUAACACCCGUUAGGCCUGUCAAGGUCACGAAACUGUUGCCUGGCAGUCAGGGUUUUUUUUUUGCCACAGGCUAAGGGAAACAACCCCUACAGAAAACGAGCCCACCGCUGGAAGGUCUGGCGCUCCUCCAGCAUCGCUUGCUGGGAUUUGUCUCAAUGAGCCCAGCAAAACAUUGAUUUGGACAGAAAUUGAUUAUCUCUUCUAUGGUACUGUUCUCCCUAACAUAACCUACGGACUAUCUGUUUAUGGUGCCUCCGAUGCGGUAGCCUGCGCAGCUGGCGGUAUUGUGUGAUUAAAGUUUUGGCGACGGAGCCGCGAUCCAAAAAAAGGGAGUGGGGACGAGGCGUUUGAAAUACUAUUUCUCGCGGCUUCGCCGCUCGUGGCGGCUCCGCAGCCAACUCUCACUCGACUGGUACAGCGGCUACGCCGCCAAAUCUCCCUCGCCUAGUACACAAUACCGCCAGCUACGCAGGCUACCGAUGCGGAAAUUAAUGUCCUUCAGCGAUUUUUAGACAGAUGCUAUAAGUUACGCUUUAUAUCUACUCAGUUAAAUAUUAGAUCAUUACUACAAAAACAAGAUGAAGCGAUUUUUCAAAAAGGUAAACAGCAUGAUAACCACCCUCUGAAGGUGUGCUUACCGCAAGAAAUUAAAACAACAAUCUAAUCUUCGACGUAAAAGCUUCCAAAGGCCAAGAUAAACACCGAACGUUAUAAAUAGAUUAAUUUUUAAACACAACCUUUCAUGAUAUUUUAUGUCAGAAAUGUGGAACUAUUUUUUUGUAUUUUUUAAUCUUUUUAUUCUGUUGUAAUUUAGCUGAACUUUUAAUCUUUUUAUCCUGUAACAGUGGAUAUGUAUUUUUAUUAAUGAGCAAGAAAGACAUUUAUUAUUAUUAUUAUUAUUAUUAUUAUUAUUAUUAUUAUUAUUGAUGAACACUGCAAACUUCCCUACAUACUUGCUCGGUCCUCGCCGGGAUAAACAAGGGCCGCGUCCCCUAGUGGGCAACCAUGUUGGAGUUGAUAAGUCAGCUACUGGAAGACUCUUUAGAUGCAAGAUAAACACUCCGGUGUCAACUUUUAACAUCCGUUCACUCAACUGCAUUGAGAUGAUUGGAGAGCUUACCGCGCUGGCAGAGGAGAAAGGAAUAUCUGUUGUUUGUCUGCAGGAACAUCGAAAAUUUCACGAUAAUGCGGAUGUGCACUAUACUGAUGUCGGCAAAGGCUGGAUCUUGGCCACUUCCUCGUGCUGGAGGAAGUCCGUGAACAGUUGCGUGGGAGGAGUGGGUAUGCUACUAAGCCCCUCUGCUUACUACUCCCUCGAGGAAAAUAUUGUGGUAGUGAAUAGCCGAAUCAUCGUGGCAAACUUAAGCGACAACCCUGCUACUACUAUUAUAUGCUGCUCAGUCCAACGAACUGCUCGGAUAUGGACAGCGAUGCUCUAGACUUCUACAACACACUCUCUGAAUUAAUAAAGAAGCUACCUGGACAUAACCUUAAAUCAUAUGUAGUAAUAUUUGAAUGCACAAAUCAGUCCCUUAGACUGUAAUGGGUUUAGCUUUGGAAAAAAGACGUUUAUGUUGGAUAUGGCUACUGCAUGUGGGCUUAUAAUUUAGAACACACGCUUCCAAAAGAGCUUUAAAAGUUGUGGACGUUCAUGUACCCAAAUGGUUGCAAAGCCAAACUUGAUUAUAUACUGGUAAACAGGAAAUAGUGGAACAGUGUCUCAAAGACUAUCAGGCAUAUGACCCUCUCAGUACAGUAUAUUCAGGCCAUAAAAUUGUCGUAACUAAACUACGCCUCAGUUUGCUAGCCAAUGGGAAAACAACUGCCAAACGUACUAGUUUCGACUGGCAUUGUUUUAGUACCAGCCAUUCUGUAAGAGAGGCUUAUACUGUGAAAGUUAAGAAUCGCUUUGAGGCCCUGUACGAGCUUGAGGAAAAACACACUGUGAACGAUCUGUAUACUACGAUGAUCGAGGCCCAAAUGGAUGCAGCUGAGAAGCGUAUUCCUAAGAAAGGAAGGAAAACGUGUUUUGUGACGUCAAUGAUGAAGAAAUGUCACGUGUUAUUUGAAAUCACGUUUUACGCGUUUUUUUCAUUAAGCCACAGUUUUAGUUCGCUUUUCAGGAUCACUGAUGGAAGCAAACCGGUUUAAAUAGCAUUUUACAAAAUAUGCAUAUUUAAUUAGGUAGUCAGAGAUGCAGCAUUUGAUUUUGCAAAUUGACACUUGGACAGAAGCAGCGAAAACACCAGGACUGGUUUGAAAACAACAACGAAGAAAACGCACGCCUUCUGAAGCAAAAGCAGGGAGCAUUUAGCAAUUGGCUUUAGGAAAAGACCUCGACUGCCAGGCUCGAUCGUCUCAAUUAAACAAGCACCUCAGGAACAAAGUCCAGACUGAGCUGAGAAAGAUGAAGGAUACGUGGUGGCUGCAGAGCUGCAGCAAUACUCAGACGAGCACAACUUUAAGAGGUUCUUCAAGGGCUCGAAGACUGUAUAUAUGGCCCCUCUUUCAAUUUCAUCCUGUCCCAUACUCGGCUGGAACCCUGCUUACAGGGAAGUCUGAUAUCGUUCAAAGUUGGUGAAAAAUCUUUAGCCAACUUCUCAACAAAUCGACCAGUAAGCAAUCCAAGAUAUACUUCAGCGCCCGGUUCUAAGCUCUCUUGACGAUCCCCAACACUGGAGGAAACCCAGAAAAAAAAUAAGCAGCUCCAGGCUAGGAAAGCACCUGUUCCUGAUGAGAUACCUUCCUGACGACUUCAAGAACACCAACGCCAUCCACCUGUACAAGAACAAAAAUGACAGAGCAUCGUAUGACAGCCACAGAGGCAUCUCGCCGUUGAGUAUUUCAGGAAAUCUCAUGGCACUCAUCAUACCGAGUUGUAUCACACACGACCUCUUGGAUGAUUUCGUGUCUGACAGUCAGUGUGCCUUCAGGAAAAACAGAGGGACAAUCGACAUGAUAUUCGCCGUACGACAGAUCAAGGAAAAUGCCGCGAACAGAAUCAGAGCCUGUACAUCCUCUUUAUGCACCUGACCAAGGCCUUUGAUACGGUCGGCACGUGGGUUGGACAUGUGUUUCUGAUGGACGACACGCACCUCCCGAAGAUGGUCUUCUUCUCUGAGGUGGCCAGCGGUACACGUAGCAUUGGACACCCACUAAAGAGGUUCAAAGAAGCCCUGAAACAAAAAACUGAAUCGAAUCCCACUCUUCGAUGGGAAACCUUCGCCACAGACCGCAACGCCUGAAGAAUGGCCGUUCACAAGGGCGUUCAAGGCUUUGAAAAGAGCGGCUGAAUGAUCUCGAUCAGACCUCUCGGCUGGCCGAGUUUUAGUUGCGCAAAAGCUGCGUCUUAGCGAUUAAGUUGAUCAGUACGAUUUCUUCGAGUUCUUUAAGCUAGACCAUUAUUUAUUUUUUUGUAAAUUUCCCUAAGGAUGUGGAGUGGAAAGUAACGGGAAAAGACUGGCCACGAAGCAGCCAAGCGGCAACAGGAAAAAGUCAAGCGAAUCCUUCACCCGCCAUGCCACCUGUAAUCGAAAGCAUACACGAGGAUCUCAGCAGUGAUGAAGAAGAGGAGGAGGAGAACUUUCGAACCAAACAACUCUUUUUAUUUGCUUGGCAAAUUGCUAAAGGAAUGGUAAUUACUAUAUUAUUAUUUUCUGAGAAACGUUGCUUCCAUUCAGGUUUUGUUUUUAUCCCUCAAAGAUCGUUAUCAAAGACUAUUCCACAAGCAAGAAAUAAAGGAUAAAUGAGUUAAUUUUCUUAAUGAUUAAUGGUUUUUAGAGGAGAAAUUGUCAUAGUUCGAUCGAACCAAAUUCGGCAUGUUUUGUCUGAACUUGAAUCAGCCGUUUAGAUCAGUUCAGUUGUGAUAUUUUACUUUUGAUUAUUCGCUCCUAUAAUUUUCACGCCUUCACCCAUGCCUUUUUAGGCAAUAGUAGCCCUGUAACUGAAGUUUUAUGGUACUUAUUUUCAUUUUUUCUCUUUCCUUCGGAAAAUUAGAAUCAUCUCGCCGAAAACAAUCUUGUUCACAGAGACCUUGCUGCCCGUAAUGUCCUUGUUGGCCAUGACAACCAAAUCAAAGUGUCAGACUUUGGGUUGAUGAGACAAAUCUAUGAAGAUGUGAGCAGCUCAGCGAAGUCCAAAAAACUUCCUGUAAAAUGGAUGGCCCCCGAAGCACUUUAUCAAGGCCUUUACACCACCACAAGUGAUGUGUGAGUAUAAAAAAAUCCCACUCUUUUAAACACAUUUCGAUAAAUUACUGUUCAGAAAACCUCAGUCAGCUUCCCUAAAAGUCGUGAUCAGCGAGUUUAUUUCAAACCGUUUGACCGAUCUAGAAUUUCAGUGGUUAUAGUGGCUGAUUUCGUACUUAUCAAUAUAAUUUCGACUCGGGACUACAUAGUUUGCAUAUACGUCCUGAGCGAGAGCGGCGUCUGUUGAAUUCUUAAUUCGGAGUGUAUGUAAAGAUCAUUUAGUUACGAUUAUGCGGCAGACCCGUCACCUAAAUUGGUAUUCUUUUCCGAUCCCUACUCUAUUAACCUUGCUAGGCCAUUGGCUAAGGGCUUUGAGCAGCUUAGGCCUGGUGUCAUAAGGUUCAGUCAAGGGCGAAGGUAUGGAAAGGUGGAGAUACGCCCUUUUGCCUUAAGUUCACCAAGUAAAAAGAAGAGAGGAAAAGUAAUGUUAAUGCAGUGGGAAUAUUCACGACCUCUGUGCUUUUCUCUAUAGUUGGUCUUUUGGUGUUGUUCUUUGGGAGAUGGCUACAUUGGGUGAGUAGACCGUCAAACACUAAUCAUGUAAACUUCCAAGGCGAGGGGAAUCCCAAGAACUCUCCUCCCUGUUGCCACGGGGUAUAUGACUUGAAUUGUGCGACUGAUAUCAAAGGACGACACUAGGACUUAAAGAGUGAGUCCUUAUUAAAUAAGGCUAUUGUUCCAGGAAACAGGAUGAUACCUGAUGACUUUUAUUUGUGGCAAGCUAGGCACUUUUGUUUUGAACUAGGCUCUAUGUCUGAUAAGCGAUAAUUGGUAUCAAAUAUGCAUUAGUUGUUUUCUGGAAAGAGGAGCCUUAUUACUAAGCACCCUGUUUUCUGUAAAGACACAUUUCAAUGCAAUUCUGAUCCCUGCUCAAUCAUUAUUCUGUUGCAAAACGGCAUUAUUGAGUGCGGGGAAAUGAAGAGUCGUGGACAUUGACAUUUUCAGGAGAAAGCUAUCCAGGGGAAUGAGCAGUAUUUUCAAAUAAUAACAUGUAUAUUUUUUCUUUCGCAUAACGUGAUCAGGAGGCGUACCAUACCCCACGCUGACCAACUCAGAGUUGUAUCGACUGCUUGGCACUGGUUAUCGCAUGGAGAGGCCUGACAUGUGCUCCGAUGAUGUGUACGUUUCUUGAUCAGAAUCGUCUUAGAACUGACAAAAAGAUUCGAUUUUUCCGUGCGUCUUUUUAGUUAUAAAUAGCCUUGAAAGUUGCAGAGGACAAGUCGGUUUCGAUUUUGACGUUUUCUUUGAUCAAAGUGAUUACUGAACAGACAGACGGCAAAAUCUUAGCUUAAAUAUUUGUUUCAUACAGAAAUAUGAUAGUGUUAUUAAACAGAGAUCGACAGAGCAAGAAUUAGCCUGCGAGCAAGCUCUCCAUUUGGGCGAGGAAAACGAACCGCGCGAGUACGCGCGAGCGGGGAGCCCCUCGCUGUGAUGUUUCCUCUCGCGUGUCGCACGUGCGUGUACUUGAGGAGAUCCCCCAGGUGGAGAGCUUGCUUGCAGGCUUGGCAAGAAACCGACAAGCCUAAUGAUCCGGCUUGAGUGGCUCCCAGCUGAUCUAAAGGAAACCUCUUCCACUAAAUCGGAAAAACGGUGUCUAUACAUGUAAUAAUGGAUUGGAACUCUGACUAACUUCAAUUGGUUUGUUUUUUUUUGUUUGUUUUUUUUGUCCAUAACAGAUAUGAGCUGAUGGCUGACUGCUGGAAAGAGGAACCUCGCUCUCGUCCCAGUUUCUAUCAACUGAUCGAAAAGCUGGAGGUGAUAAUGGAGAGGGAUGCACCAUACUUGCAUCUAAACGAACACAAUGAAGAUCGUCCAUAUUACAACGUGCCACCUGAAGCUAGUGAUGAUUAA